UCUCAGUUUCUCGCAGUUUCUCGGCAUGUGCAGAAGAGAGACAAGUGUGUUGAAGAGUGGUGAAAGAUUUUCGAAAAUAUAGCCCGUAAAAUAGAAUGUCGUUUGCUGCGAAAACUACGUUCACGUUAUGCUGUUCUGUGUCCAUCGGAAUAAUAGUCUACGUGCAUUAUAAUCAAGAAUCUCAGAGAAAACAGCUUCAUUUGGGCGUAGAACGCGAUAUUCAGCGUCAAGAACAACGAAAGAUACAGAAUUUGUACAUGCUCGAGCAGCAAAAGCUUCUGACGAAGGAACUGCGUGAAGCAAAUAAACUCGAGAAUUAUGAGACUCCAGCUUGACAUGUAAA
Molecule: messenger RNA, 343 nt
Organism: Ceratina calcarata
Lineage: Eukaryota; Metazoa; Arthropoda; Insecta; Hymenoptera; Apidae
Gene: Pet117
Product: cytochrome c oxidase assembly factor-like
Exons: 2
Coding region: 96-335 (79 amino acids)
Biological process (GO): mitochondrial respiratory chain complex IV assembly
Cellular component (GO): mitochondrion
Source: RefSeq, a predicted model, not a curated record